Messenger RNA from Coregonus sp. 'balchen', 633 nucleotides. Lineage: Eukaryota; Metazoa; Chordata; Actinopteri; Salmoniformes; Salmonidae. The record is from the annotation of a GenBank genome assembly.
CUUGCCUCGUCAGGGAUCGACUACAAUAUUAAAAUCUGGUCACCUCUGGAGGCGUCGCCGUCCUUUAACAGAGUCCUAGCUGACGAGGUAUGUUUGGUAAACGAUUGAUUCAACCUUAGUGACAGACAGUGGGUAGACUUGGGUUCACUUCUGUCUCAUCCAGUAGAGGGGGUGGAUUCCCCACUGUGUGAGACUUUCCCCAUAGAGUCUCUGGUCCUCUACAAGAGCUCUAACAACAGCUGACUGGAGACGCCUUGCCCCAGGAGGCUUACCUAUCCCUCCCUGUACCCUCCCUCAUUACCCACCUCUGUUCUCUCACCUCCCUUUUUUUCUCCCCUCCCUAUUAGCUUUUCUGUUCCCACUCCCACGUUACCCCUUCUCCGCCCUCCCUUACCAUUCAACUGCUCUCACCAGUCCCACUCCCAACUUCAGAGGAUGAUAGAAAUCACAUUAUCUUUUGAUGUUUCUGAUUUACUGGUAGCAUUUGCUUUCUUUUACCUUCUCUCCAUCUCCCUCUUUCCCUUUCAGGUGAUCACGCGUAAUGAGUUGAUGCUAGAGGAGACCAGGAACACCAUCACAGUCCCCGCCUCCUUCAUGCUGCGAAUGCUGGCCUCCCUUAAUCACAUAAGAACG